AGUCUAUAGAAGAAGUGUCAAUUGUCGCUCUCGAGUGUUCGUUCUCGACCCCUCUUUACCCCCUCAAUUGCAUAAUUCUUAUCUCAUCUUUUUUUUCGCCUUAUUUCUGUGUGUGCCCAUACAUACUUGACUAUUAAAGGUGACACAUUAUUCCUCGCCGCCACUAGCAACGUCCAGUUUUACACCUCGCUGUCUAAGCUGUUUCUUCUGAACUGAAGAAACCAAUUGCUUGAAUCAAUUGGCUCAGAAACAAAACAGUACAAAGGAUUCUUCCCUACAUCAUACAAUCACACUCCCUAAGAAAUAAAGAAGAUUUGUCUAGGUUUUCCUUUCUUUGUUACUUGUAAUCGUCUUCAUUUAACACUUAUUAACAUAAACGUUAACUAUGACCAGAGAUAUUACGAACCAUCUCCUCUUUGAAGUGGCCACCGAGGUCGCUCACAAGGUUGGUGGAAUUUAUUCGGUGUUGAAGUCCAAAGCUCCCAUCACUGUGGCCGAGUACCGGGAAAGAUACACUUUGAUUGGUCCAUUAAACUACAAUUCGGCCCAGAUCGAGGUUGAAGAAUUGCCUGUAAAGGAUCCACUUAUCAAGCAGACUUUGGACUCGAUGAGCGAGCGUGGUAUCCGUUGGUUGUACGGUAGAUGGUUGAUUGAAGGUGCCCCUCGUGUCUUGUUGUUUGAUAUCUGGUCUGCAGGCCAUCACUUAAACGAGUGGAAGUCUGAUUUGUGGAACAUUGCUGGAAUUCCAACUCCAGAUCAUGACCAGGAAAGUAAUGAUGCCAUUCUCCUUGGUUACUUGGUUGCUUGGUUCUUAGGUGAAUUGGUCUACAACGACCGUGAAAGAGCCGUAAUCUGUCAAUGUCACGAAUGGUUGGCUGGUAUAGCCUUGCCCUUAUGUAGAAAGAGAAGAAUCGAUGUCACUACCAUCUUCACCACCCACGCUACACUCUUGGGAAGAUACUUGUGUGCUGGCUCUACCGAUUUCUACAACAAUUUGGCCAAUUUUGAUGUUGAUGCCGAGGCAGGAAAGCGUGGUAUUUACCACAGAUAUUGUAUGGAAAGAUCGGCCACACAUUCUGCCGAUGUCUUCACUACCGUAUCUCAUAUCACGGCUUACGAAGCUGAGCAUUUGUUGAAGAGAAAGCCAGAUGGAGUUUUGCCAAACGGGUUGAACGUCGUCAAGUUCCAAGCUGUUCACGAGUUCCAGAACUUGCAUGCCAUCAAGAAGGCAAAAAUUAACGAAUUCAUCAAAGGUCAUUUCUACGGUAACUACGACUUCGAUUUAGACAACACCCUCUACUUCUUCAUUGCGGGUAGAUACGAGUUCAGAAACAAGGGCUGUGACUUCUUCAUCGAAGCUUUGGCCAGAUUGAACCACAGAUUGAAGGAAGCUGGCUCCAAGAUGACCAUUGUUGCAUUUAUCAUUAUGCCUGGUAAGACUCAUUCUUACACUGUGGAAACUUUGAAGGGUCAAGCCGUCAUCAAGCAGUUGGAAAGCACGAUUGAAGAAGUGCAAAAAAAAGUCGGGGAACGUUUGUUCGAACAUUGUGCGCGUUUUCCUAACGCCAAUAACAAGAGCAACACCGAAGUUCCUUCGAUCGACGAAUUGAUUAAGCCAGCCGAUAGAGUGUUAUUGAAGAGAAGAAUCUUCGCACUUAAGCGCGAGGGAUUACCACCAAUUGUCACCCAUAACAUGGCUGAGGAUGCUACUGAUCCAAUCUUGAACCAAAUUAGACGUGUUCAGCUUUUUAACAAGCCAGAAGAUCGUGUCAAGAUCAUCUUCCACCCAGAAUUCUUGAACGCCAACAACCCAAUCUUGUCCUUGGACUACGAUGAAUUCGUUAGAGGCUGUCACUUAGGUGUUUUUCCAUCCUACUAUGAACCUUGGGGUUACACUCCAGCUGAGUGUACUGUUAUGGGAGUUCCAUCUGUCACCACCAACUUGUCUGGUUUUGGAUGUUAUAUGGAAGAUUUAAUUGAAAACACUUCGGACUACGGUAUCUACAUCGUCGAUAGAAGAAUGAAGUCUGUGGAUGAAUCGAUCAAUCAAUUGACCGAUUACAUGUACAACUUUGCUGAAAAGACAAGAAGACAAAGAAUCAACCAAAGAAAUAGAACUGAAAGAUUGUCUGACUUGUUGGACUGGAAGAGAAUGGGUUUGGAAUACAUCAAAGCUCGCCAGUUAUCAUUGAAAAGAGCUUAUCCAGACAAGUUCAAGAAUGGUGCUAAUCCAUUCAACAACCAAUCUAACUUAAAAUUAACUAGACCACUUUCUGUUCCAGGUUCGCCAAGAGGUAAAGUUGGUCUCAUGACUCCUGGUGACUUAGGUUCGUUGCAGGAAGCCCAGGAAUCCUUGAACACUGAAGACUAUAUCGGUUUCAAGUUGGGCGCUACUGAUGACGUGGAUGACGAUGAUGACGAGCAUCCUCACUAUCCAUUGACAUUAAGAGGUACCUCUGCUCCACCACAAGAAGAGUCUGCCUAAUCCAGGUAAUUGAUCCCAUGCUCUCUAAACUAUCCUUGAUUUUUCUACAUCAAUAUAUGCAAACAUUAUUUUUUGCUAUUAUCUCCUUAGCAGACUACUAUUUUCAAGUUCACUUCAAAAUCAGGUUGAUGCAUUGCUUUGUUUGUUUAACUAAACUUGUCACGAUUAUAUAUACACACUCAUAAAUACAUAUCGUUCGUUCUUUGUA
This is a messenger RNA of Scheffersomyces stipitis CBS 6054, 2693 nucleotides long. It is a transcript of the gene GSY1, whose product is annotated as glycogen (starch) synthase. Gene Ontology annotation, biological process: glycogen biosynthetic process. The transcript has a single exon. The record is from RefSeq and is a predicted model, not a curated record. Gene Ontology annotation, cellular component: cytoplasm. NCBI's taxonomy places the organism in Eukaryota, Fungi, Ascomycota, Pichiomycetes, Serinales, Debaryomycetaceae. Gene Ontology annotation, molecular function: alpha-1,4-glucan glucosyltransferase (UDP-glucose donor) activity. Bases 386 to 2485 code for a protein of 699 amino acids.